AUGGGAACCGCUGGAACCAACAUGAAGAAGUCUGAUAAGUACAAUGCCACACCCUCUCCGUCCACGUCGAGAUCCGACAUUAGCCCUGGUGAGCUGAAUGGGAAACUGUCAAAGUACCCCAAUGAUGAUCCCGAAGCACUGACGCGCACUGAGACCACUCUGUCCGCUGUAAUACCGCCGAAAGAGCCGUGGCGAGAGAUUCUUUUCAUAGUGGUCGUCUGCAUGGCUCAAUUCAUGACGCAAGCGGGCCUGUGCAUCUCGAUCGCCCCGGUGUAUAUCAUCGGCAAGAGCUUCCAGACGUCCAUUCCGGGCGAAUUGAGCUGGUUUGCGGCGGCGUACAGUCUGACCGUCGGCACUUUUAUCUUAGUCUGCGGUCGGCUCGGCGACCUCUUCGGUCAUCGGUUGAUGUUCAUUAUCGGUUUCGCUUGGUUCGGUCUGUGGUCUUUGCUGGCGGGCUUCAGUGUUUGGUCGAAUCAAAUCUUCUUCGACUGCUGCCGCGCAUUUCAAGGAAUGGGGCCCGCCAUGUUACUCCCGAAUGCGAUUGCUAUCCUCGGGCGCGCAUACCCACCGGGCUUGCGCAAAGAGAUGAUCUUCAGCUUCUUUGGAGCCACCGCGCCGAGCGGGUUUAUCGUCGGGGGCGUGUUCUCCUCAAUCUUGGCACAAAUGGUGUGGUGGCCAUGGGCAUACUGGGUCCAGGGCAUGGUGUGCCUUGCCUUUGCUGUGCUGGGUGUUUUGGUCAUUCCGCACACGCCGCGACCUCAUUUCCAGAAGGACCUCCCGCUUUGGGCACGACUAGACCUGCUUGGAGCAGUGGCCGGUAUCGUUGCCCUCGUGCUGAUCAAUUUUGCAUGGAACCAGGCUGCGUUGGUCGGAUGGACCACACCGUACACCUACGUGCUGCUCAUCGUUGGCGUUAUCAUCUUUGGCGGCUUCCUGUGGAUCGAACGCAUUGCCCAAUGCCCGCUGCUGCCAAACUCAGUCUUAACCGGUGACCUGGCGUGGGUGCUGGGAUGUAUCGCUGCCGGGUGGUCCAGCUUUGGCAUCAUUAUCUACUACUUUUACCAAUUUAUGGAGGAUAUUAAGGGUGACACUCCUUUGUUGGCCACAGCCAAAUGGGUUGCCGCGGCUCCGUCUGGUGCCAUCGCGGCUCUGCUGACAGGAUUCCUGCUCGGCCGACUGCCUCCCAGUGUCAUUAUGUUUUGCGCGAUGCUCUUCUUUACGGCCGGUCUGUCCGUCUUUGCAACGGUCCCCGUGGAUCAGACCUACUGGGCUCAGGCAUUCGUAGCCAGCCUUAUCACGUCAUGGGGCAUGGAUAUGUCCUUCCCAUCCGGCACGCUCAUCCUCAGCAAUUCCAUGCCCCACCACCAUCAAGGCCUCGCUGCAUCCCUCGUCACUACCACGGUGAACUACUCCAUCUCUCUGGGACUGGGAUUUGCCGGGACUGUGGAGUCGAAUGUGAACGAUGGUGGACGCAAUGUCCUCCGGGGUUAUCGAGGAGCUCUCUACCUGGGUAUUGGCUUUGCGGGGUUGGGUCUAGUGGUGUCGAUUCUGUUCAUGUUUAACAAUGAGGUCAUUACCCGUGCAUUGACUUUCCGAGUGGGGAAAAGCCCCGAUCAAAACACAUCAACAGGCACCCGCAUUCCAAAGGUACGUACAAACUUCACUCCGGAUCGCUUCGCUCUGGACACCUAUGUCGUCCUCCAGGAUAGCACUAUGGAAGCUCACAAUAUAGCUGUCGCCACUAUCGCGGCCCAAGCCCACCAAUUCCACAAACGCCAACAACCUUUCCGCAUUUACCAUGGCUCCACGAACAGCACGCGACAAUCGCAACACAGCGCAGCCAACACCAUCAACACCGCGCAGUUGAACCAUGUUCUGGCCGUGGACACAGACCGCAAGACGAUCCUGGUUGAGCCUAACGUCCCCAUGGACGAACUCGUCAAGGCCACCCUACCUCAUGGGCUCAUCCCUCUGGUCGUCAUGGAAUUUCCUGGCAUCACCGCAGGCGGCGGCUUCUCCGGAACGUCGGGCGAGAGCAGCUCCUUUCGACACGGAUUCUUCGAUGCGACCGUGAACCGGAUCGAGGUCGUCCUAGCCAACGGCGACAUCCGCACAGCUUCGCAAAAUGUACCCGACGAGCAAGAACUCUUCUGGGCGGCGGCCUCAUCCUUCGGAACCCUCGGCGUCGUAACCAUGCUCGAGAUCCAAUGUCGCGAAGCAAAACCCUACGUCGAACUAACCUACCACUCUACCUCCAGCAUGUCCCAAGCGAUGACAGUCUUCCGCGAGACCACCGCACACCCCGAAACGGAAUACCUGGAUGGCAUCAUCUAUGCUCCGGACCACAUCGUCGUCUGCGCUGGUCGCCUGGUCGACUUGCCCUCCAACAAAACCCCCAUCCAACGCUUCACACGCGCCCAAGAUCCCUGGUUCUACAUCCACGCGCAGCGCCAAACCCGAAAAAUCCACCGCCCGAAUGCCGAACCCUCCGCCUCGGUCACCCACUACGUCCCCAUUCAAGAUUACCUCUUCCGGUACGAUCGGGGCGCAUUCUGGACGGGUCGAUACGCCUUCAGCUACUUCAUCACACCGUUCAAUCGCAUCACCCGGUAUAUCCUGGAUACCUUUAUGCACACCCGAGUCAUGUAUCACGCCUUACACGAGAGUGGGCUCUCAAAACAACACAUCAUCCAGGAUGUGGCGGUGCCGUACAAAGCUACGGGGGAGUUUCUCACUUGGCUCGAUGACAAGGAAACCUUCGGCGCGUAUCCGAUCUGGUUGUGUCCCCUGCAUCAUUCGCAGGGAAUCAUGGCUCGCGGCGCCGAGACAGGCCCGCAUCAAUCUCAGAAGGAAGAGGACCCCGAUGAUGACGGUGACUGUCUGAUGAACUUUGGAUUGUGGGCGCCGUCCCCCCAUGCGUCGGAUACCGGGGCGUUCGUUGCGCAGAAUCGGCGCUUGGAGAACAAGGUUCGGGAGUUGGGCGGGAAGAAGUGGCUGUAUGCCCAUGCCUACUAUACAGAGGAGGAGUUUUGGUCGAUCUAUGAUCAGAAACGCUAUGAUGCGUUGCGGGAGAAAUAUCAUGCGACGUAUUUGCCAGAUUUAUAUCAGAAGGUGCGCGUUAAUUUGGGUCUCAUGGGGCAUGGGGGCCCCGAGGGAUGGGUCGGUUGGGCGAAGAGGAUGGUGUGGGAGACGUGGCCGGUGUGCGGGUUAUACGGUGUAUAUAAGGCUUGGAGAGGAGGUGACUACUACCUGAUCAAGAGCAAGAAAGACUGA
Aspergillus pseudotamarii is the source of this 3273-nucleotide messenger RNA. RefSeq names its product major facilitator superfamily domain-containing protein. NCBI's taxonomy places the organism in Eukaryota, Fungi, Ascomycota, Eurotiomycetes, Eurotiales, Aspergillaceae. Bases 1 to 3273 code for a protein of 1090 amino acids. The record is from RefSeq and is a predicted model, not a curated record. Gene Ontology annotation, biological process: transmembrane transport. Gene Ontology annotation, molecular function: transmembrane transporter activity; FAD binding. Gene Ontology annotation, cellular component: membrane. The transcript has 3 exons.